AUGAACGGUUGUAAACAAAAAGACUAUUUUUACUAUUUUUUGCGUGCUAAGUUAUCAGAAAAUUAAAGUAAAAUCAGAAAUUAAUAUAUAUUAAAAAUAAAUUCGCAUAUUAAUUUUUGUUCAUAUAACAAAUUGUGUUAGUAGAAAGAAAAGUAGAUAAAUAGUUAGUUAGUUAACAAAAAAUAUCAUAUUUAGUUGAAUUGCAUAAAAAAUAACAUACAUAAAAUCUUAUUUAGAUCUAGAGUAAUUAAAAAAGAAUAAGCUUAAAAGAAAUCCUCAAAGCAGAUCAAAUAAGUUUUGUAAACAGAAAUAAGAUCGUUGAAGAAAAAAAUGAUUCUAGAGAAUAUUCAAAAUUAGUUUUUCAAUAUUCUCAAAAUUUUAGUUGAUAAAAUUUCUACAUUAGAUAGAUAAGAAAUAAAUUCUGAAUUUAUUUAUAAACUUCUGUAAACUUAAGCUAACUCAGAUUAAAUGAUCUCCCUCCAUUUUUAAUCUUGCAACAAUAAAGAUUUAUUUUUCAAGUAAAUCUAAUCAUCAGGGAUGUUAAACAAUCUGAAACUAAUAUUGCAAUUUAUGCUGUUAAUUUCUCAAUAAAAAGUUAAUCUCAACAAAUUAGCAGAAAGAAUUCCUCAUUUUACUAAAAUUUAGCUUUGCAAGAUUGACUUAGACUUACCCUUUGUUCAUAGCAGAAUAAAUAUCAUUUAGGCUAAGCAUCUAAAUAUUAGAUAGUGUGAAGCAACAGCAGUAUAACUUAAGUUAUCUCUUCCUUAUUAAAACUGUUAUUCCUCGUCAUACUAAAAGAUAGAAGACCAAUGCUAAAAAAUAGAAUUCUUAAAAAUGGAAAAAAAUAUGAAUCUAUCUCAUUACAUUUUAAAAGAGAAUAUAAAGUAAAAUGUAUUCAUAUCAUUAAACCAUCAAAAUAGAAAUUAUUUUCUUAAAGCAGCAAGACAAACAAUCAUACUAAAUUAAUCAAUCUACAAAAUAAGAACAUGA
This is a messenger RNA of Tetrahymena thermophila SB210, 990 nucleotides long. RefSeq names its product kinase domain protein, putative. The record is from RefSeq and is a predicted model, not a curated record. The transcript is spliced from 6 exons. Lineage: Eukaryota; Ciliophora; Oligohymenophorea; Hymenostomatida; Tetrahymenidae.